Molecule: messenger RNA, 3357 nt
Organism: Suillus bovinus
Lineage: Eukaryota; Fungi; Basidiomycota; Agaricomycetes; Boletales; Suillaceae
Exons: 18
Coding region: 1-3357 (1118 amino acids)
Source: RefSeq, a predicted model, not a curated record
AUGCCUGACGCGCUCGAGAUCAGCCAAUUUCUUUCUCGCUUGCAUUAUAUGUUGCAUCAUUCUGUACCAUUGGUUUUUAAAUAUACUGUUUCCUCUCCCCCCAUCAACUGUGGCAUAUCGUAUAGGACUAAGCUCAAGGCAACCGCAAGGGAUAUUGGUCUUGUCAAAGGAGCGUCUCUCCAACGUCAGGCAGACCAACAACCCUCUGCGGUAGCUCAGGCUGCACACUCUGGAGCAUCAGGCUUUCCCCAUGUGUCGCAGGACAGUACUGCAACAAGCAAAACAUCAUCGCUAACCCUCAAUGUGGCCAAUAGUUGUCACACCUCACCAUUUCCUGUAGCACCAGGUCCUGUACAACUUGACAAUCUUUUUUAUGGUUCUAUGAACCAGCAACCUGCGUGGAUAGACCAAAACUCCUCUGACGCCUUUGCUGUCAUGGGGGCUGAAUCUUUCACAGGCGGCAUACUCAAUGACCAUUCUUUGGGUCAAUCUUUAGUUCAUUGGGUCAACCAAUGGCCUCUCACAGAAGCUCUGAAGGAUGGUGGUAGCCACAACAAUACUGCGGCCUUAACGAACACCAGUUGCGCUCCCCUUGUAUCUACGAGAAUGUCCAAUCCCCAGAUGGACUCAGGAUACUACCAUUCAGUCACCUCUCUCAUGGGCUCCCCUCAAUGUUUUCCUGAAGAAGAUGAGCCAGUGGUGCAUGAGGACGGGCACAUUACUGGACAAAGGAGUGCAGAGAUGAAUUCAGCACUCACAGCCAGGUUUGCAAAAGUCGAGCAAUGCUUCCUUGACCUCUCCACAUCAACAACAUUCCCUAUGAUCCAACUGAUCAACCUGUUCAUGAAGAGCUGUGGAUGCACCGUCAAUGGUACCAAUUACUGGAGUUUGUAUGCUCACUACUUCAAAGAACACGUCCAGAUGGAACUCACAUGCAUUGGCCAAGUGGCACAGGCAGGCAGUGGGACACCUAGUCAAGGCAUACGUACACAAUAUUACGAUAAGUUCAAGGAGGCCUUUCCCAAUUCAUACCAAGAUAUACUGUUGAUGCACGAGGAGGCAUAUAUCAUUGCACAGACAGGCAUUCCAAAAGCACUAUCGAAGAAUAACACAGAUUCUUUGAAGCGGCCAUUGUACUCUGUGGCAAACAAAGUACAGUUCUGGGAGACUCGAUGCCACACCAGUGAUGAUGCAAUCAUCAGCCAUCUUAAAUCACAUGUAUAUAACAGUAUGUCAUUGUCUGUGAUUAAUGAGGUGUUCAAGGACAGCAAUGAUGGCAGCUGUGAUAACCUAUCGACCCCCAGCAACGAUCAGUUUGGUGACAUCAAAGAGGGACAGGACAAUGUUUUGAAGUGGGUCAAGCAGGAAAUCAUUAGACAAGUUGCCCAACUUGGUGGACUUGGCAGUAAGACCACCUGGGAUAAAAACUUCCCAUGGAAGGUCAUGGGAGGAGCACUCACAGACGCCAGCCUCUCUAUCAGGGGCUAUCCUGGUCACAAGUGUCUGUUGCCUGGAGAAGCUCACAGCGAGAAUUUGAAAAACAAAGGUAUUGGGGCAUUGACACAGAAAGAAGUUUCAGCUCUCAUAGAGGUGUUGAAGGCAGGAACAAUGCACAUUGCCAGAGUUGACAAGGCACAUCGAUCGGCUGUGAUAGCCUCUGAGAGGCCAGUCAUCAUAUGUGAAGCACCUUCAUCUGACUGGCCGCAUCCUGAUGGAAGACGACUGUUUGCUGAUGGCCACACGGAUUACAAUGGCCCUACUCGCGUGAAGCCUAGCACUGCAACCACCAAAGUCAAGAAGGUGGAUAAAGUGCCAAAGGCCCCACUACCACCCUCCAAUGAGGAUGAUUUGGAUGAUGAUGAUCUUCUUGUGACUAAUCCUCCAGAGUUCCAAAAACCUACCAUGCAAGUCAAAGUUGCCCCACCACCUCCCUCACGGCCUUUCAAAGUUGUCCAACUGCCACCCUCCCACCUCUUCAAAAACGAGGCCAUUGAGCUUACUUCUGCUGAAGACAACAUUGCCGAUGAGCCUGACACUGAAUAUGAAGAAGAAUCACGCAGGAAGAACAGAAAGCUGAAGUCCGCGACAACAUCGUGUGCAUCAAAGAGGCUAGCUCCUUCCAAUGAGAAGACUGACACUUUGAAAGUGGGAAAUAAAGGAGCGCAGAUGAUGCAAUCAAAAGUGCCUCCCUUGCAGACAAUGAAAGGCACCCCUCAGUCUCCAUUGACAGUGGGGUCAUUGAGUGAUGGCCUGGCAGCAUUGCCAGAACAUAGUGGCAAUGGUGCACCAAUGCGGCUUCAGGAUGGACCCUCUAACGAGCCCACCAAGGUCAAGGGCUCUAAGUACAAGAUGGGCCGUGCUCUUCAUAUGGUGUAUAGCCAGUUGGACAGAUCUGAGGUUGACGCCACAGCUGCAAAGGAUGCUGUCUGUGGUGCUUUAACUGACAUACCAGUGCCCAAGGUUCCCCAGGAUGCAGUGCCUGGACCAGUAGGAGACCAGCAGGAGGUACCCUCAACCACCUCCAUGGACGCCAUGCCACCCAUCAAUCCCAGCCAAGAAGAUCUUCAAAAUGCUGUUCAUGACCUUGGUGAACCCCUUGGUGAACCUCCUCACGAUGCCACUCAAGACCUGCGCAACCCUCCACAUGAGCCAUGUGAAGCUCAUCAUGAGGUCCUCCCUGUCCGGCGUGACCCUCAUGAAGCCCACACAAACCUCAUUGUGAGGUCAUCCAGCACCCUUGCAAUGACCCUCAUGAGAGUGACCCUCCAUGCAACCCACGCAAGGCUCAUCAUGAAGCCCUUUCUGCCCGACGUGAUGUUGCCCUGCAUGAUCCUUGUGACCCUCCUCGAAGCAAUUCUCUGCACCCACAUGAUCUGUGUUACACUCAUGGGUACAUGCACUCCCACGAUACUGGGUGCUAUCGUGAGGCUCUUCAUCAGCGUGAAGCCAUUCCCUUCAUCAACCAUGACUCUCUCUACCCCCUGUGAUGCCUUCCACCCUCAUAACCCCCACUAUCCUGCUGGUUUGCCACCUCAGGACAAUUAUGGAUCCAAUGAGGUUCAUGCAGAUAAUGAAUUCAACACUCAUUAUAGCUCUUCUGCAUUGGAGUUGCACUCUCAGUAUGGGCAUGGUGAACACAACUGUGCAUAUCCAAGGUGUUACAGCCCUGCAUUUGAGCCUGGUUAUGCUCGUGAAAGUGGGUACUCCCAAUGCGACAACUGUGAUGAGCAUCCUCCUUAUGGCCAUCAUCAUGACGGUGAAUACCCCAAUAGCAGGACUCGUUACCGGACAGACCGCAGCCAUGAUGCUCCCCCUUCCGACUAUGUUCCACGAGGAUUCAGUUGCUCUCGAUGGUGA